CUGCAGCGAUUCGAAGAUCUGCGUCUACGUCCCAUCAUCAUUUGUGCAGCUUGAUCUCCGGGUUAAGAUGGCUGAACGAGUGAAGCAAGUGGCCGCCGAAGAGGCCGAGCACGUUCGCAAGAUAGCUCACGAGGCUGUGAAGUCGCGGGCCUACCUCUAUCCCUUCAAGGGUAUUUUCUACUUCGUCUCCCAUAAAGACCUGUGGAAGCCAUUGACCUCCAAAUUGGGUCCGACGAUCACGCUGAGCGUUGGAGUGACCACGUUCAUGUUCCUCGUGGCGUACGUGCCUCAAGCAGCCGUCAUGGCCUUCACUUCUGGGCCUGUCGCAGCCAUCUUAGCCGCCCUGCUUACCCUCAGCGAGAGCUCAACUCUCAUCAAUCUCCUCUCAAGAACUUUUUUGAUUGAAGAGGCAUUGGUCGAUACCUUUGACGGUACCCUUCUUUCCCGAGAUUGCACCAAUCUGGUUGAGGAGGGCAGGCAAAUAAAAGCUGGAGGAGAUAACAUUGCCAGACUGGGAAAGCUGCUGAAGCGGCCAUUCGCAAAAUUCACCCCCAACGCCAUCAUCCGCUAUCUCAUCUACCUGCCACUCAACUUCAUUCCCGUGGUCGGCACAGUUAUUUUUAUCGCCCUCCAAGGCAAACGAGCAGGUCCAGCCGCCCAUACCAGGUACUUUCAGCUCAAGGAAUGGAACAAGAGGCAGCGGGAGCUGCAUGUUGCGGAACAUCGCGGAGGAUAUACCGCGUUUGGAGUGGCGGCCUUUCUGCUAGAGAUGAUACCAUUUGCAAAUCUUGUUUUCGCUUUCACAAAUACUGUGGGAGCAGCCCUGUGGGCUGCAGACAUUGAGAAGAAUGCCACAACAGCGCCAAAGGUCCGUGACCUGGCUGGCAAGGCAGAGUGAUGACGACUCCAGGAACCAUAAGCCUCAGACCGGUUAUCGAGACGCCAUUGAGCAGUGCUACACAAGCAUUGGGCUUAUCCAGGGACCUGUUGCGGAGCGGCCGGUGAUGGAGGUAAGCAGAGGGCAGCAAGGCUGGAACACCAGAGACCAUUUCUGGAACGCUUGUGAGGCGGUGGCAAGUCCAGUGACAGUUGAAACGACUUCUAUUUCCAUGGACUAGGCGGCGUGUGCAACCAUGGAUCUGUCUCUGUCCAUCCUCGGCAGCGGACGGAGG
Molecule: messenger RNA, 1172 nt
Organism: Cladophialophora immunda
Lineage: Eukaryota; Fungi; Ascomycota; Eurotiomycetes; Chaetothyriales; Herpotrichiellaceae
Exons: 2
Coding region: 68-898 (276 amino acids)
Cellular component (GO): prospore membrane; ascospore wall; lipid droplet
Source: RefSeq, a predicted model, not a curated record